Molecule: messenger RNA, 4511 nt
Organism: Zea mays
Lineage: Eukaryota; Viridiplantae; Streptophyta; Magnoliopsida; Poales; Poaceae
Product: pyrophosphate-energized membrane proton pump 3
Exons: 15
Coding region: 2046-4085 (679 amino acids)
Biological process (GO): proton transmembrane transport
Cellular component (GO): membrane
Molecular function (GO): inorganic diphosphate phosphatase activity; diphosphate hydrolysis-driven proton transmembrane transporter activity
Source: RefSeq, a predicted model, not a curated record
CUCUCAAAACAAAAUAUUUGGAAUACGAUCGUCGGUCCGCUGGAGAUGCCUGCUGCCUCCGUUUCUGUUUGUGUGCGUGUCUCGGAGAAGCUCUCCCUCGCCUCGCAGAUCCGCGGCCUGCUUUGUUGCUGCUUUGCCAGCAAGCUGCCGCGCUCAUCCUCGCGCGACGCCAGCGGCGGGGUGGCCCCUCUCCAGUGACCCGGCGACUGCUCCCGUCGGUGCCGCCGCCGCCUCCUCCUCCGAGAUCCAUUCCCGUGCCCGCGGCAAGGACCAGAUCCAUCACCGCGCCACGAGCUACAGCAGGCGACAUCCGCCCCGGGGUCGCACGCCGCCUGCUAGCCGCGGACGUCCCGGGAGCCCCGUUCGCAGACGCCUGCACGCGCGCGGCGCGCAACGAGCUCCGCCACCUGCCGUCGUGAAGCAGCGACUUGACGGCAAAAGGACCCUUUGAAUCAAAGAGAAGUUCGUCACUGAGGCUGAAGAAAAUCUGGAUGUGUUUACCUUUCAGGGCUUACUAAUUUUGAGAGGUGUCUGACAUAGACUAAAAAAAAAUCAGCGCCAGGGCUCAGGGAGCGACCUACCCCAAGGUGGGGAGUUGGUUCCUUUUCCAGUAAUAAUGAGGGCAAAUUCAUAUCCCAUCAUGAUGGAAGAGGACAUGGAAAAUGGAAGGUCGUAUCAAGAAAGACCAAGGGCUUUUUCAACAGUACGAAGCAAAUCAUCUGUACCGCUGGCCUUCCGUUUGUUGAUGAGGGUAAAUCCCCGUGCCGUGAUUAUUCUUUCUCUUUUGGUCUUCAGUGGUGUUUUGUAUGUGGGAGCUAGUACAUCACCAAUUCUGGUCUUUGUGUUCUGUAUAUGUACUCUCAGUCUAUUCUUCUCUGUCUACCUUACAAAGUGGGUUCUUGCUAAGGACGAAGGACCUCCAGAAAUGUCCGAGAUUUUAUAAUGUACAACCAAAAAGAGCAGGCCUGGUGCAGUGGUGACAGCUAUUUGCUAAGGCUUUAGCUAGCUAUAUCCAUCAACUGAGUCAUUUUAGACUGUUUGAGACUUGAGAAAGAGUUGGCUCACAGCAGUUCCAAUGAUUUAGUGGAACAUGUCCCGUCGGGGCAGAAAUUCCAUGCUAUGCUCUACAGUAGGCUACUCACCUUGGCUCAUAGUUCUAUACUGAUAGGAUUCUCAUCAAUCUACUACUUCAGACUUCAAUAGAUCGAUUCUUACGUCUGCUAACAAUUUUGGAUAUUAUUUUUUUAUUAUUUUCUUUUUUUUUCCCUCUCAAACACACAGGAGAGUUGUGUAUCAUUAUAUUAAUGAGAAGGAGAAAGGUACACCAAUUAACAUUCAUUUUUGACAGUUAUACGAUUCCAGAAGAUGAUUGCUUAACAUGUUUCUGUCUUAAAUGACAGGCUGCUUGACCAUUGUCUGUUUUUUAGGAGAUUUUCAUGGAAAGAGUGCCCUUUCUAUCAAUGCAGGGCUCAAACCUUUUUGCAACAAUUGAAUGGGUUUAGCUUAGAAUUGAAUCAUGCCCCCGCAAGAUUGUCGGGCCAUCGAGGACUUGUUCAGAUGAGUUGUAAAGUGCCGGCGAGGGAAAGGGAUACAUAGCCUUUAGUGACAAAGAUAGAGAAGUUCUCACUGAGUCACCAGGUCACAAGUUCGAAGCAGCCUCUCCGUAUUUGCGGGAGAAGGCUUGCCCCUUGGUUUAUCCCUUCUCCAGACCCCUCAUGUGGGAACUUGCGGCAUUGGGUCUGCCCUUUAUGUACAACCAAACCUUUAGUCCUAAGCAAGUUGGAUUAGGCACUUGGGCCAGAGAUCAAACCCAGUGCGAGCAUUUAUCCUGUAAAUGGAGUUUGUAGUCUGUGCUGCCCCCUGCCCCUUUUAUUAUUUCCUAUGAUUGUUUGUCUCUAAAUUGUGCUAGUAUUAUUGGGUUUUUGACUUACCAGAGUAGUGCUGUAGCAUGAUUUGAUUUUGUGCCUUCUCUUGUUCAGAUAUCUGAUGCCAUAAGAGAUGGCGCUGAAGGUUUUUUUAGGACACAAUAUGGAACUAUUUCUAAAAUGGCAUUUAUUCUGGCCUUUGUCAUCCUUGGCAUUUAUAUUUUCCGCACUACCACCCCACAGCAGGAGGCAUCUGGCUUGGGAAGGGCAACAUUAGCCUAUAUUACAGUUGCCUCUUUUCUCCUUGGAGCGUUAUGUUCUGGAAUAGCUGGUUUUGUUGGAAUGUGGGUGUCCGUACGUGCAAAUGUACGAGUUUCAAGUGCUGCUCGUCGCUCUGCAAGGGAAUCAUUGCAGAUUGCCGUCCGUGCUGGUGGUUUCUCAGCCAUUGUGGUUGUUUGCAUGGCUGUAUUUGGCGUGGCAAUACUGUACUCAACAUUUUAUGUUUGGCUUGGAGUAGAUUCACCUGGGUCAAUGAAGGUUACCGACUUGCCUCUUCUCCUUGUGGGAUAUGGUUUUGGUGCCUCUUUUGUUGCCCUUUUUGCUCAGUUGGGUGGUGGAAUAUACACGAAAGCUGCUGAUGUUGGAGCUGAUCUGGUUGGAAAAGUUGAGCAGGGAAUACCAGAAGAUGAUCCUCGUAACCCAGCUGUCAUUGCUGACUUGGUUGGUGACAAUGUUGGAGAUUGUGCUGCCCGAGGCGCUGAUCUUUUUGAGAGCAUAGCAGCAGAAAUUAUCAGUGCAAUGAUACUUGGAGGAACAAUGGCACAGCGCUGUAAAAUUGAGGAUCCGUCUGGCUUUAUUUUGUUUCCUCUUGUUGUGCAUUCAUUUGAUUUGGUGGUGUCAUCAGUCGGAAUUCUCUCAAUCAGAGGAACACGUGACUCUGGGCUCAUUUCCCCUAUCGAAGAUCCCAUGGCAAUUAUGCAAAAAGGCUACUCUGUUACUAUUAUGCUUGCUGUUCUUACAUUUGGAGUGUCUACUCGUUGGCUCCUGUACACGGAACAAGCACCUUCUGCAUGGCUAAAUUUUGCAUUGUGUGGCUUGGUGGGGAUCAUCACAGCAUAUGCUUUUGUUUGGAUUUCGAAGUAUUACACGGAUUAUAAACACGAGCCGGUCCGCCUUUUAGCUCUUUCAAGUUCUACAGGACAUGGAACUAAUAUUAUUGCUGGAGUAAGUUUGGGGAUGGAAUCAACAGCCCUACCAGUUCUAGUGAUAAGUGUUGCCAUUAUAUCAUCCUAUUGGCUGGGGCAGACCUCUGGCUUGGUGGACGAGUCUGGCAACCCAACUGGUGGUCUUUUUGGGACAGCUGUAGCGACAAUGGGGAUGCUUAGCACAGCAGGGUAUGUUCUCACCAUGGACAUGUUUGGUCCUAUAGCUGACAAUGCUGGUGGUAUUGUUGAGAUGAGCCAGCAGCAUGAAAGUGUGAGAGAAAUCACAGAUGUUCUAGAUGCUGUGGGCAACACAACUAAAGCUACUACAAAAGGAUUUGCCAUAGGAUCAGCAGCACUGGCAUCAUUCCUCCUGUUUAGUGCAUACAUGGACGAAGUAGCUUCUUUUGCUCAAAUGCCGUUCAAGGAGGUUGACAUAGCAGUCCCGGAGAUUUUUGUUGGUGGUUUAUUAGGCUCGAUGCUUAUAUUCCUGUUUAGUGCAUGGGCUUGUUCAGCAGUUGGCAAAACUGCACAGGAAGUUGUUAAUGAGGUCAGGAGACAAUUUAUCGAGAGGCCUGGUAUUAUGGACUACAAAGAGAAGCCCGAUUAUGGACGCUGUGUCGCAAUUGUGGCCUCUGCAUCCUUAAGAGAAAUGAUAAAACCUGGGGCUCUAGCAAUUAUAUCACCCAUGGCCGUUGGCGUUGUCUUCCGGAUUUUGGGCCACUCCACUGGUCAGCCUCUUCUUGGAGCUAAAGUUGUAGCCUCCAUGCUUAUGUUUGCGACGGUUGCUGGUAUUCUUAUGGCACUCUUCUUGAACACUGCUGGCGGCGCCUGGGAUAAUGCAAAGAAGUACAUUGAGACUGGUGCCCUUGGUGGCAAAGGCAGUGAGUCCCAUAAGGCUGCGGUUACAGGCGACACGGUUGGAGACCCAUUCAAAGACACUGCAGGACCAUCGCUGCACGUUCUUAUCAAGAUGCUCGCCACGAUCACACUGGUCAUGGCUCCCAUAUUCUUGUGAUUAACCAACCAGAUUUAUCAAGCUUGCCAUUAACCCUGCGGAGAUGUAUCUAUGCGACUUGUAGAUGAGGUGUUUACCUGCAUGUGAUGUAAUGAUCCAAUCGGUUUUAGUGUGACUACAUGUUGUACCCAAAGAAAGAAAGAAAGAAAGCAGCGAUCUGUACCCAGGUUUUAAUGGUCCAAUCGGUUUUAGUGUGACUAUAUGUUGUACCCAAAGAAAGAAAGAAAUCAGCGAUCUGUACCCAGGUUUGACGGUAGAUAUUAUUCUGAAUUUCUGACGGGUAGUGAUGGUGCAAAUGCCAUAUUUUGUGACGGACGUCACUGAACUAGUAGCCCAAGUGUUUUGUAUUUGUUUAUUGCUGGGAACAUUAUGACAUCCGUUGAGCUUAGCUGUAAGAAAGGAACGAUCCACGAUGGAUUUUAGGAU